Camelina sativa (false flax) is the source of this 749-nucleotide messenger RNA. NCBI's taxonomy places the organism in Eukaryota, Viridiplantae, Streptophyta, Magnoliopsida, Brassicales, Brassicaceae. The record is from RefSeq and is a predicted model, not a curated record.
UUCUCAUCAGAUAAAUAGAGAGACGAUCAUCAUACCUUCUUCGAUCUCUCAUUCAAUAUCUCUGAUUAAAUCUCCUAAAAAAAUUCUUUUUCGUUUAGCCACACAAAAGAAAAAAACAACAACAUGUCUUCGAACAAGGUUGUGUUGACUAGCUCCGAUGGUGUAACUUUCGAGAUUGAAGAAGCGGUGGCUCGUAAAUUGCAGAUCAUAGGGCACAUGAUCGACGAUGACUGCGCCGAUAAAGCAAUCCCGCUGGCGAACGUGACUGGUAAGAUCCUCGCACUGGUCAUCGAGUAUUGCAAGAAACACGUCGAUGAUAAAGAUUCAACCAAGGAAGAGGAAGCCAAGGCGGAGGAGCUCAAGACUUGGGACGUAGAGUUCAUGAAAAAUAUUGAUAUCGAAACAACCUUCUCAAUCAUUCUCGCUGCUAACUAUCUCAACGUCAAAGACCUUCUCGAUCUCACUUGCCAGAGCGUUGCAGAUCACAUCAAAGACAUGUCGCCAGAGGAGAUUCGAACGAUCUUCAACAUCGAGUGCGAUUUCACAUCCGAAGAAGAAGCAGAGAUUCGAAAGGACAACGCGUGGGCUUUUGAACCUGAACCAAAACCCUAAACUCUUUUUUUUUUUUGGUUUCGUUUUCUAAUUGUCGAUUCCGAUCGAUGUUUUCUAUUAUCUUUUGUUGAUGGCUUUUAAUUUGUCUCUUUCUUUCAUCGUUUUUCUUAACUGUGUGGAUUAACUUUGAUUCUCUA